Molecule: messenger RNA, 2747 nt
Organism: Drosophila hydei
Lineage: Eukaryota; Metazoa; Arthropoda; Insecta; Diptera; Drosophilidae
Gene: Pak3
Product: serine/threonine-protein kinase PAK 2
Exons: 2
Coding region: 460-2175 (571 amino acids)
Biological process (GO): regulation of MAPK cascade; protein phosphorylation; intracellular signal transduction
Cellular component (GO): cytoplasm
Molecular function (GO): protein serine/threonine kinase activity; ATP binding
Source: RefSeq, a predicted model, not a curated record
AAAAAAUUGUGGCUACUGCAUUUAAUUAAAGAGUAGUUGUGUGUGUAGGCAAUAAAAGUGAAAAUUCUACAAAGCAGCGUACAAAAAUGGCAAAGUGGGUUUUUUUUACGUUUGCUGUCUGCAAAAGCUUAAGCUAACUUAACUAGAGAUAAGCGAGCGAACAUAGACACGCACACAGAUAUAUACAUACGUACACAGUCAUCUACAUAGCACGGCGGGUGCGCGUGUGUGUGUGCUUGUUUAUGACUCACGGCUGGCCCUGCGAGUGUGACUGUCGAGUGAGUUGUGUUAGUGCGAGUGAGAGGGCGCUAGAGCGCUACCUACGGCAACAAAACAACAAAACACGCUUCAAUAGAAUUUCCCAAGCAUUUUAAACAAAAUUCCACCAUUGCAGAAAACAAAGAACAUAGAGAUUAAGAUUAAGUGAAAGAGAGAGAGAGAGAUAGAGAAAAUAUAAACAUGAGUUUUGCCAAGUGGUUCAAGAAGAAGGAGCAAAUCUCCGAGAUUGGUGCCCCUACAAAUUUCCAGAGGCAUUUUCAUGUCUCACGCAAUCAGGAGACAGGCGAUCUGGAGGGUCUGCCCACGCCAUGGGUGCGCCUGAUGAACACACAAAUUACACGCGAUGAACAGGACAAAAAUCCAGAUGCCGCUUACCACGCGGUCAAAUAUUACAAUUACUCAAUCAAAAAGAAAGAGCAGGAGGUGUUCAAGCCGUUCAUAACCGAGGAUGUUAUACACGAGGAGUCCAAAGAGAUUGAUAACUAUGUCAAUUACAAGAACAAACACAAAUCGCAAGAUAUCGAUAAAUCCGAUGACGAUGGCAGCGGCAGCUCAACGGCUACCGAGAGUAGCAGCAGCGGCUGUGGCAGUUCCGCCGCGAACAGCAACAGCAGCAGCCUAAACGACAGUAGUCAACAGUCAGUCAUUCCGCUGGAUGCACUCAAUGAAGUGAUCAAAGAGCUGGAAUCGAAUUUGGGCCGUGAAACGCUCAAGCCGAUUAAACCGCAUAGCGGACUGGAGCCACCACCUGUGCCUCCCAAAAAAUCGCCACAUCAAUUGCCGCCCAAGCCACAAAUCAAACCCAAACCUGCGAGCAUUAUACAAAACAAACUAUCACGUGAUCUGCGUGGCCAUGAUGGAGAGCUGCAGAAGAUCAACACAGAUACCAUUAUCAUCAAGCCCGCGCCUCCAGGCAGUGGCAGCCAAGAGGGUAGCAUCGAUGCCGAUGCGCCGGAGGAAACAAUUUUGCGUCGCUCCAAGGAGAAAAGAUCACAGAAAACAGAUGCAGAGAUCUAUGAUGAGCUGCGAGCCAUAUGCAAUCCAGAAGAUCCGCGUGAGCGUUACAAAACUAGCCAGGAGGUGGGCAAAGGUGCAUCGGGUAUUGUGUUUAUAGCUGGCGAUAAGCAAACGGAAUCCCAGGUGGCAAUCAAAACAAUUGAAAUGAAAAAUCAAUCCUCCAAGGAUCUCAUAUUAACCGAAAUACGUGUGCUCAAGGAUUUCAAUCACAAGAAUCUGGUUAAUUUCCUCGACGCAUAUCUGCUCGAGCCCGAGGAUCAGCUCUGGGUGGUCAUGGAGUAUAUGGAUGGUGGUCCAUUAACAGAUGUUGUCACCGAAACCGUGAUGAAGGAGCGUCAAAUUGCGUGCGUCUGCCGUGAGGUCCUCUAUGCGAUUAGCUUUCUGCAUGCGAAAGGGAUCAUACAUCGAGACAUCAAAUCAGAUAACGUGUUGCUCGGUAUGGAUGGCUGUGUAAAGGUAACAGACUUUGGCUUUUGUGCCAACAUCGAAGGCGAUGAGAAACGUCAGACCAUGGUGGGCACACCCUACUGGAUGGCCCCUGAGGUGGUGACACGCAAAAAGUAUGGGAAAAAGGUGGACAUCUGGUCGAUUGGCAUUAUGGCCAUCGAAAUGAUUGAUGGUCAGCCGCCGUAUCUGUAUGAGACGCCGCUACGUGCACUCUAUCUAAUUGCGGCCAAUGGACGACCAGAAAUCAAGAGCUGGAGCAAGCUGAGUCCCAACUUGCAGGAUUUCCUCAAUCGUUGCCUGCAGGUCGAUGUCGAUUGCCGGGCCACAGCCGAUGAGCUGCUCAAGCAUCCAUUCCUCGAUGAUUGCAGCGAGGUGAAGGCUCUGGUGCCCAACAUUAAGGCUGCCAAGAAAGUGCUCCGUCGCAAUGUAUAGUUAAUGUGCCAACAGCAUCAUCGAGCUGGCCAAUUGCUCUUUGCGUGAUGUGACCCACUCUACCAAUACAAUCGUCCUGUAUAUCCGUAUAUUCGUAUAUCCUGUUUGAACCCCACUCUCCACCUCAUUUGGUAGACGUUCUUCUAAAUCUGUGUAAAUUUCGACAAACAAAACAAAACUGGAACAAAAUGCUGAUUAGUCUUUCAUGUAGUCAACAACAGGAACAACAACAACAACCGUAUAAAAUCACGAUAUCUCUAUCUAUAUAUACAAAUUUGCAUGUAUAUCAAUCAGUUCGCCUGUCGAUCAGUCCAACUGACGCACGCAUUGCACAUCGCUGGACGAUAAUAACGUUAAUUGCACAAGGCCAAUGGGACAGCGCUAAUCACGACGAGCCGGGCAAAACGCAGAAAGUGCAAAGCAGUGACGUCACAGCAACAGAUGAAAAAGCAGCUAACGAUGUUUGGUAUUGAUGUAGAUUAGGACCUUAACAGUUGUUGUACUGUUUUUUAGUCUGCUUACUAUAUUUUAUUUUGCCGGAGACAUAUGAUAUACAUACAUACAAUUAUAAA